CCAACCUCCUUGCCGCGAGCAUGUGCUGAGAAAAAUUAGACCAAUUAAUGCAGCGCGCAUCCCAUCUCUCGUGCCCGCCCGCUCUGAGAUUCGCUUCCUUGAUCUUUCCUGCAGUUUGUACGCGUGACCAAUUGAUUGAUGACCUGACUGUGCAUCUGUUCAGGCUACUAACCGACGAGGUCUGUACUCGUUGUGUUAGCAAGGCGACGAGGCUUUCGGGAGCUGAAGUACCUGCCUACUUAAUUUCUCUCAUCGUUUUCGUUUUAUUUGCAGAAGCCUUUGUUCGCAUUCUGCCUUUUCAUUGAGGCUUGUCUCAUUUUGUCUAAGAAACUUUUGAUCUGCAUCAAUUCUGCCCCCCUGCAUCUACUCCCCCACUAAAGGGGUGUCGCUCCUUGGAGCCGUUUCCUUGUCGCACGCAGCCUUGACGACACUGGCGAAAUCGGCGACACCGUACGUACAGCAGAACAAGCACCAAUUCUCGAUCGGUAAACCCAGACCACGCGCAAUAGCGACAGAACAAUCAAUAGCCCACCAAAGAUUUCAGAAUUUUCGACAGACAGCAACUACAACAUAGACCGCCAUCGAAAUGAACAACGACUGCUGACCCUUGCUUGGCUUCUCUUUUUUUACUUGGCGCGUUCUUGGUCCCUUGGAACAUGCUUGGAAGAGGGCAUCACAGGCCUAGCAUAAAUCGAAUCGUAGGAUGAAUGGCGCCGGUCCGAGGAUGGGCUACGGCUACGAUGCCGCUGGCCCAACUCCCCCUUCAUCGCAAACUUCGUCGGCUAUUGCCCCAAGCGGCAAGAUCCUCAUGGACGGGUACAGGAACGACAUUAUGGGUGGCUUAGGCACUAGUCAACCUCGCUAUAAUCCGAUGAACCUGGACCGAACGCAAAGCUCCGUACUCGUCGAUCUCAACGACCCCAUACAAGUCCACCUCUUGACCGAAACCGCCCUAUCAGACAGCAAGGAGUACGAGAUUUUGUCGCAGGAGGAGGUGGAUAGCCUGAAGAAGCAGGUCACCUCAUUGACGCAGCGCAUAGAGCAGGCCCGCGCAAACCUGGCCGUGCAAUCCAAGUAUCUUGAUGCGGCAAGGUCCAUGGCCAAGCUGUACUCGACCAAGAAGAAGGGCGCACUUCUGGGCAAUGUCAGGACUAGUGUGGAAGGCUCUGCAAAGGAUGCUGAAGCCGAGCGUCAGGCUUGCGAGAAGCGGUGUGAGGACUUGGCAUCGGAGCUUUUCCAGCUGGAGCGCCGCUUAAUGGAGCCACAGCGGCGGCUAUUCCAGCACACAGCCGGCAUCUUACAGCUUACCCAUCGAGCAUCCAAGAACCCGAGCUCGUUGGCAGAUGGUGCGAACCAAAAUGGCAUCCCGGGGAGCCCGGAGAGCCUCUACACCUAUAACAAUCUUCGUUACAGCAUCGCGGAGGGUUCGACCGAGGACGCUUUCUUUGACGACCGGAGUCUCUACAUGACCCUGGAGGAGCUGGACGAGAGAUCGGGACGUCCCACGGCGAAUCGCGCAAACGCCAUUGCCAUUCCACUAAAGUCACCCGUGAGGGAACAGACGAACCAGCUGCGCGAGGAAUCUGAUCGUCUGAAAAUGGAGCGAGAUCAACUUCGCGCGACUGUCGACUCAGUGCAACUCGAAAUGGACGCGCUACGGAGAGAGAGUCAGGAAAAGCUAAAGCUAGUGUCUCUAACUGAGCGUAAGUUGGAGGGACUGAGUCGACAGCUGAGGGAUCUCAUCGUGGAGCUGAACCCCACGAAGAACAACGGAUAUCAAAAGGCGCCGUCGGGAAGCCUGGAACCGGGUGAUAUGAUAGGCAGCCAUCUGGAAUUUCUGGCAAAGGGUCUCGUAAAUAUUCAGGAGGAACAACGCUCGAUAGUUUCUCAGAACUCGGAGGGCUCGAGGGAUGCCGAGAUGGCAGCAUCUAGAGCCGCAGCGACCGUGUCCCAGGCUGAAGACAGGUUCAUUGCUAUAAAUCGCCAGCUCCACAAUGUUCUUCAGUCGGCGAACACCAGUCAACGGCCAGGGCCGGAUGACUUUGGGCUUGAUCUUGAUGCUCAGUUCAACUGGCUGCAGGGAUCCAUAGGAGUGAUUGAGCUCCAGCUAUCACAGGCCGCCACAGCAUCUUCGGCAUCAUCUGCAGACAAGCAAAAGUUUAUCCAGAUGGACUCGAUUUUACGAGACUUGUGGAACGUCAUCCAGAGCGGUUAUGCAGAAAUAAACAAACGACAGGAGGAGAGGCGAAAGAACCGUGAAGAAGCCGGUAUUAAAGACGACGACGAGGACGCUUCAAGUGACGAGGUUCCGUUCAGUCCCACCGAGGUGUACUCGCUACAAGCCUUCCAGGAUAAGGUUCAGUGGCUGUACGCGCAGGCGACCAAUUUGAGGGAGCAAAAGUCGGUCCUCAAGAGGCAAAUAAAGCAGCAGCGUGAGCUGAAUAGUAAGUCGGACGCGCAAAAGGAUGCGGAACUCGCCAGCAAGAUGGACGAGUUGUCCGACAUACGCACCAUGCUCCAGGCCAGCGACAAAGCAGCUCAGGAGAGCCAGCAGAAACUGGCACAAGCACUCAAGGACUUGGAGGAUAUGAAGCAGCAGCAGUCGGUCAGCAUGGCAAACGUCAGCGCAUCGACCAAGGAGCGGGAUGAGAAACUACAGAAGAGCGAGGCCCAGAUAUCAUCUCUUCAGGCUGAGAUCAAAGAGAGGGAGUCUCAGAUAGCAGCUCUUCAAGCACAGAUUCAAGAAAGGGAAUCCCAGGCAUCAGCUCUCCAGGCACAGAUCCAAGAGAGGGAUUCCCAGACAACAGCAUCACAGUCUCAGCUGCAGGAGAAGGAUAGUCAGAUCGCUGCUUCUGCGCAAAGGCUGCAAGAACGGGAGAAUAGACUGGCAGCGAUUUCGGAGGAUCUCAAAGCUCGAGACGUGCAACUAGAAGGUCUUAGGAUCAUCAGCCAGGACCUGCAAGAGAAGCUUGACCAGGUCGAGAAAGAACUCGAGUCUGUAGGUGCGCAACUGCAGGCCGCCACCGAGGCCAAGGCUACCGCCGAAGCUGCCGCAGAAAAGCUCGAAAAGGAGGCCAAGGAGAAAGAAGAGGAGCUUGAGCGCCUGAACGUAAUGGUGAUUGAGGUUAAGACGGAACUCACCUUUGCCAAGGCUGAACUCGACGGGGCGUAUGGCUCCCGGUCGCAGAGGGCAGCAGAGGUGGCGGCUCUGGGCAGCACAGCAGAGGUAUCGGAUCUCAAAACGCAGCAAGAGAAGCUAAAGGCAGAGCUGGCCAGCACCUUGUCGGAAUUCGAAGCCCUUACCAAAGAUACCAUCACGGCAGAGCGGGAGCGGUUCGACCUUGAGGGCAAGCUGGACGAUGCUCUCGCUGCCAAGGCCUCGCUCGAGACCGAGGCUGCCGAGCUCAGAGACAAGCUUGACAGGGAGGUCAGCAAAUUACAAGAUCAGCUGGACGCUGAGAGGCUCAAGGCUACGUCCAUUACUGGGGCGCCUGGCUCGCCGAGGCCAGGCGCAGGUGCAUCCAUGUUGAGCGAGCAGUUCAGGGCAACGAUGAAGGAGGAGAGGCGGAAGUUUCAAGAAGAGUUGCGGAACGAACAAGCUCAACGGAGAAAGCUCGAGGACGAGAUACGUGCACUCAAGAGAAGUCAAGGCCCCGGCAAGAGCCCUCUGAGUCCCAGGUAGGACCUGAAUCCAGAGGGCGGCAAUUUUUACACCGCUGCCAUGCGCGUGCCAACGAAGAAGCUCUUCUUUCCGCAAGAGGCCGACCGGCUGUGCGUUCCACGAAUCGGGCCACGCAGUCGUCGGGGCAUCGCUACAAAAAUUCAUGUAUGACCAGAUGUUGUUAUGAUCCUCUAUUCUUUGUCUUUUUGGGAAGCCUAUAUAUUUUCUACCCCCCUGUGUUUCUGGUCAGGCACCUUGGAUGGAUACCAGGCGAUUCAGGUGUACAUCUUAACCAUGUUUGGCCGUCACGAACCCAAAAUCUCUUUUAUUUUUUCUUUUUCUUUGUACCCUUUGGAUAUGGGCUUUUUUGUCCUGUUUCAUGAUCCCGAGGACUUAUUCUAUUUCUUAAUUCGGAAGUUGGAUACUCUCAACUUGUGUAUAACUUGGCCGUUGAAGUCGUUUUGGGAGGCUGGCGUUGCCAAGUAAAACGGUAGAGGAUGCAUCGGAGUGGGGCUGAAAUAAUAAAGCAUGAUGGGACUCCA
Pyricularia oryzae 70-15 is the source of this 4203-nucleotide messenger RNA. RefSeq lists its product as uncharacterized. The transcript has 3 exons. NCBI's taxonomy places the organism in Eukaryota, Fungi, Ascomycota, Sordariomycetes, Magnaporthales, Pyriculariaceae. The coding region runs from base 704 to 3682 and encodes 992 amino acids. The record is from RefSeq and is a predicted model, not a curated record.